This is a messenger RNA of Penicillium macrosclerotiorum, 1374 nucleotides long. RefSeq lists its product as uncharacterized. The transcript has 2 exons. Gene Ontology annotation, cellular component: membrane. Gene Ontology annotation, molecular function: glycosyltransferase activity. The record is from RefSeq and is a predicted model, not a curated record. The coding region runs from base 1 to 1374 and encodes 457 amino acids. NCBI's taxonomy places the organism in Eukaryota, Fungi, Ascomycota, Eurotiomycetes, Eurotiales, Aspergillaceae.
AUGGCCGUCUUCCCGGCUCGGUAUGGCCGAUGGGUGCCUAUUUUAGCCCCAAUGAGUCUGAUGAUUCUCAUCCUCCACCUGAAUUCCACCUUUAGGUCACAGGUCUCCCCGGUCAUCAUCGAUCCGGCCGCCUACCCUAUCGAAUCCAACGAAACCGAUUCUUCAUCGGCCGAUACAACACCGCAACCAUGCCCCUCACUUCCAGGCAUUGAGGAUGUCCUAGUUGUGUUGAAGACCGGCAUUACCGAAGCACAGGAGAAAGUGCCCGUCCAUCUCCGCACCACGCUGCGCUGCAUACCGCAUAAAUUGAUCGUCUCGGAUUUCGAGGAAGAUAUCGAUGGCAUCCAAACACACGAUGUCUUGCGCAAUACCAGUGAAUUACUGCUAGCUAAUAAUGACUUCGCCAUAUACAAUCGUGCCCGCGCAGGUGGCCGCGCUGCCCUGCUCCAACAGGAUCAUAAUAAAGUCGCCAAUGGAGCCUCUGGCAUGACCCAGAACCCGGGCUGGAAGCUAGAUAAAUGGAAGUUCCUGCCCAUGGUCCAAGAAGCACGGGCCUAUCGUCCCGAUGCUCAGUGGUACUUCUUCAUUGAGGCCGAUACCUAUCCAUUCUGGCCGAACCUGCUGGCCUGGCUCGAGCACUUCGACCCGCAGGAGAAGUUAUACCUUGGAAACCAGAUGCAGAUCGGUGCGACUAUUUUUGCGCACGGCGGGUCCGGCUUUGUACUGUCUCAUGCGGCGAUGCAUUCGGUGGCAGAUUCCUACACCCGACAACUUGAGCAUUGGCACCAUAUUACGGAUCAGCAGUGGGCAGGCGAUUGUGUGCUAGGCAUGGCACUCGCAGAGAACGGAAUCGACCUGACAUGGUCCUGGCCCCAUGUUACCAAGGAAUCCGUGUGGGAACAAGAUGCUCUUGGCGAGGCCUUCAACAAAGAGCAGUGGUGCUACCCUCCUACUACGUUCCACCAUAUGACACCCCCGGAUAUUGAGCUACUAUGGAAAUUUGACCUAGCGUGGCACUCAAAGGAGAACCAUACCACUCUCACAUACAGCGAUAUAUUUCGCAAAAUCAUACGCCCCACACUCACGCACCAUAUUGUCGAGAACUGGAACAAUUUCGCCCCGGAGGAAAUCGAGCACGAAGGCGAAAAUACCAUUAGCAAACCCCAAAACAUCUAUCAAUGCGCUGAGCGGUGCGCCAUGAUGCCAGGCUGUAUACAGUAUCGAGUUGAUGCCAAGGGCAAAUGCUAUAGCUCAGCAUGGGCUGUCCGCGGACAUGCCGACAACGGCGUUCAGUCCGGCACGAUGAUGUGGCGUGUGGAUGCUGCUAUGGAGAAAAAGGGCAAAUGCCAUUGGCCGGAGUGGGUAAAGCACUGA